AUGCCUCCAAUGAGGACGACCAAGUGUGUGUUAGCGGUGGUCGGAAAUACCACUGCUAAAGAAGCCCGGUUCACCCUGAAGGCCCUGGUGCGGGACAUGUCCACCCGCCGCCCGCUGCCCGGGGCCACGCUGGACGUCUACGCCGGCCGCGCCCUCCGGGCCAGCGCCAGGGCCGGCCCGGCGGGCGAGGCCCUCCUGUGGCUCCCCUACGGGCCCCGGCUCCACCUCACCCUGCUGGCCCGCGCGGAGGGCUACGUGCCCACCACGCUGCCCUGGGAGACCGCCAGGAGGCCGCUGUUCUCCGCUGUCACUCUGGGACUCCUCCCGCAGAACCACGGAAACAUCUGGCUGUUCGAUGACUCCCUGAUCAUCACGGCAAAGCUGCCAGACAGUUCUUCUCAGCCCAGCGUGAAGUUCCCGAAGGACCUGCUGACGCUCGCCGGGAACGCCAGCAUCUCCUCGUUGAGCGCCUACCUGACGGUGCCAAUGCACCACCUAGCGAGGGACUGCGCCAACUGCACCCCCGCCAUCGUCGGCAACCAAUCAGCCUACAGGAACACGGAGCUGAGGCCGACGGCGGCCCUCAGCGUCCGGCUGUGCUCCGGGGCCGACGAGCUUCAGGUCAGGGGCCCGAUCCACCUGAGUCUACCUCUCGGACACAACACCGGCCUCAGGCCCGCGGACACCCUGCCCGCGUGGGCCUUCAGCAGCCAGACAGGAGCCUGGGAGCAGCAGGGUCUGGGGAUAGUGCAGAGGGUCGACGGCCACUUGGUCUGGACCUACACCGCCUCCCACCUGGGCUACUGGAUCGCCGCGCCCUUGCCCACUGAUUACAGGGGACUCGCAGGUUCUAUCGACUUCCUGUCCGACCACAACUUCCUGCUGGUCGGCCUCUUCGGGGCGACCGUCGCAGUCAUCAUGGGCUUCCUCACGGUCCUGGUCUGUCACUGCGGUUCUCAGCGGGCGCCGAGGCGGCGGCGACGGCGAGCUCGCUUCUCCAAGCUGACGGUCCUGAAGAAGGACCAGACCACGUCGACUCACAUGGAAGAGGGGCUGUCGUUCCAGUCCGGCGAGCACGGAGGACGCCCCCCCCACCACAGCGUCCCCUGUGACCCCUCCUCCACGCCCAGGCACAUGGCCAACUACAACAUCUACGUGGAGGACCCCGGGGUCCGGUCGGCCGCCCAUCACUACCAGAACCUGGCCUCCUCGGACCGGAGUAAGGGCCCCCACGCUCAGUCCCACUACAUCAACAGUGACCAAGUGGCUCGGCUCCAGGAGACGUCGGACCACCAGAAGCCCGAUCUGUUCUUCCAGGACAAGCUGGUCCACCUCUACAACCAGCCCGUGGCCAUCAUCCAAGCCGCCGAGCUCUUCGGCUGUCCGGAGCCGAAAGGCUCUGCCACCUUCCCCCGUAACGGAGGAGAGCACGACCCUAACCUAGAUCCGGCGAGGAAAGGGGGCUUCCCCCAGACUCUCCCCAAAGGCCACCAGCCCCAGUCGGCAGACGACCCCCGGCAGCCUGACCAAGACGACCCCCAGCCCCUGCAGACGCCUCCCCAGGGCCAGGGCCCCAACGCCAACGUCUGGGGUCUCUACAACAACAAGAACAACCUCCUGGAGUCCUCGGUGUCGGUGCCCGGGACGCUCAGCGAGGCGGCGGCGGGCAUGGGGGCUCCGGGCGAGCUGCAGGGCGUCUCCGAGCGCACCCUGCUGGAGCUGGGCAGCGGCAAGGCCUCGGCCGUGCCCCCCCGGGCGUGGUUCGUCUCCCUGGAGGGCAGGCCGGCCGCCAGGGUGCGGCACUCCAUCAUCGAGCUGAGCGGCCACCGGCGGCCGAACAGCAGCAACGACACCAGCCUGGACUCGGGCGUGGACAUGACGGAGCCCCUGCCGCGGCGGAGCGUCAGGGCCUCGUCGCUGCCCCACCGCACCCGGGCCGCUCGCUACGGCGAGGAGCCCGACCUGAGCAGCAGCGAGAGCGGCACCACGGCCACCUGCACGCCCGAGGACCCGUCCCUGAGGAACAUCCUGGACGGCAGCGUCGGCGCCAUACCCGACAUCCCCGAGGAGAGGGACGGCCCCGGCGCCUCCAGCGCCCGGGAGGACAGCGAGUCCCGGGAAACGCCGCCGCCGCCGCGCCGCCUCCGGAAGGUCCGGGAGAAGGGCAGGACGGAGAAGAGGAGCGCCAAGCAAGGGCACCGGCCGAUGAGCAAGCCCAGCUAG
Messenger RNA from Gadus chalcogrammus (walleye pollock), 2223 nucleotides. RefSeq names its product family with sequence similarity 171 member B (gene fam171b). Bases 1 to 2223 code for a protein of 740 amino acids. The record is from RefSeq and is a predicted model, not a curated record. Lineage: Eukaryota; Metazoa; Chordata; Actinopteri; Gadiformes; Gadidae. The transcript has 9 exons.